CCGCCCUCCCAUUGGUUAUGACGCGCCGCCUGCCGCCCAGAGCUCCGCCCCCUUCCUUCUCUCCGCUGUGUGACAGUCUCCGGCCAUUCGGGGGCAGUGGAGGAGCUGCGUCACCGGCGGUGGCGGGGGAGACCGCGCAUCUCGCCGCCGUCAUGUCUUCCACUCACCCCCGAGUGAAGCGCGGCUCCGUCUCCCCUCCGAACGGCUCAGCCCGCCUCCUGCAGCCCAUCCGGGCCACCGUGCCCUACCAGCUCCUGCACAGCAGCCCCAGCCGCUCCCCGUCCGCCUCCGUGGGGAGCAAUACCGAACCGGGGCCCCCGAGUCCUUCCCCGCCCUCUCCGCUGCUCCCGCAGCCUCACAGCAGCCCCGAGGCGGCCAGGACCCGCAGGAGGAGAAGCACAUCCCCGGACAGGAGGAACGCGGCGUCCCCCGGGAGCAGAGCUGACCGGUCGAGUUCCCAUCACCUCAGAACAUCGAACACAAUCAGGCGGACUUCAUCCUUGGACACCAUAACUGGACCAUACCUGAGCGGACAUUGGCCUCGGGACCCUCAUGUUCACUACCCCUCAUGUAUGAAUGAUAAGGCCACCCAGACGCCUAGCUGCUGGGGAGAAGAGAGCACAGAGAAGAAAAUAAGCCAUCAACGCUCUGCGUCAUGGGGCAGCGCCGACCAGCUUAAAGAGAUCGCCAAGCUGCGACAACAACUCCAGCGAACCAAGAACAGUAGUCGACAUAUCAGGGAGAAGGACAGUUCAUCGCCCCUCCAGGGAAAUCAUAUAGCAAUCAGUCAUACUCAGGCUUCUUCAUCCAGAUCCAUCCCCGUGCCCACAGCAAGUAUCCUGGUACCAAAAUCCACAGGCUCCAGAAUUUCCUGUAAUGUUGAAGGGAUAAGUCCUGAGCUUGAAAAAGUCUUUAUAAAAGAAACAAGUGAGAAGGAUGGAGUCAAGCCUUUGGAAAUCCCAGACGGGCGCAGAGCACCGUUGCCGUCCACCUACCGUAGCAGCAGCACGCGCAGCAUCGACACCCAGACCCCGUCGGUCCAGGAGCGCAGCAGCAGUUGCAGCAGCAGCCAUUCCCCCUGUGUGUCCCCAUCGUGUCCCCCCGAGUCGCAGGAAGGCAGCCCCUGCUCGACAGACGACCUGCUCUUCGACCGGGAUAAAGACAGUGGCAAUAGCUCUCCGCUGCCCAAGUAUGCCUCCUCUCCCAAACCCAACAACAGCUACAUGUUCAAACGGGAGCCCCCCGAGGGAUGCGAGCGGGUCAAGGUCUUUGAGGAAAUGUCGUCCCGUCAGCCGGUCCCUACAGCUCUCCUUUCAUGUCCUGACAAAAACAAAGUUAACUUCAUUCCCACAGGAUCGGCAUUCUGUCCUGUAAAACUAUUGGGCUCUUUGCUCAUAGCGUCAGACCUAACCCUGAAGACCCUUCCUAACCCCGCCCAAAGCUCCGCCGUGAGCGCCGUGACUAUCGAGCACCUCUCAUCUCAGGUCUCUUCUUCUUCCCUGACCGAUAACGCCACCAGCAAAGUAGACAACACUGAAACCAAUGGCCACGCCUCCUCGCAGGAUCAGCAGAACGGGGAGGAGCAGUUGUCGCCAUCUCCUCCCCCCUCUCCUCACAACCACAUUGUAACCUAACGCCCCCGCAGAGCCGGCCUCUGUGACCGUCAACGCUGACUUGAAGCCAGAUUUUUACAACUUCUGCAUGUGGUUUGGUUAACGCUGUCUGAUCAAUAUUAAGAAUUCACCAUUAAAGAAGAAAAAAAAAGUACUGCUUCGCUUAAAUUAUCAUAUCUGCCAAUGUUUAUCCAGGAUCGGGACAACUUUUUUAGUUUUUCCUUUCCCCGCCCACUUUAUUCCCUUCCCAAAGACGAAUUAGCACAAAUUUAGCCAUCUCUACGCGUGGACUCGCUGUGGACUAUGCAUUUCAAGUCUGUCACACCACGUAUAGUUAAAAAAAAAGCUUUCUCUGUUUAACAUUUGAAAUAAGUUUUUUUUAUAUAUCCACAAAAAAUUCAAUUUAUAUUUUGUGUUGUCCAGAGGAUAUAAGCUUUACAUUUCCUCCAGGUUUUUUAUUUUUUGGCAGAUGUAAAUCUU
Molecule: messenger RNA, 2093 nt
Organism: Hyla sarda
Lineage: Eukaryota; Metazoa; Chordata; Amphibia; Anura; Hylidae
Gene: GLCCI1
Product: glucocorticoid induced 1
Exons: 8
Coding region: 18-1634 (538 amino acids)
Cellular component (GO): cytoplasm
Source: RefSeq, a predicted model, not a curated record